GGAUCGCGCGGUCCCUGGACAGGUUAUAUAAAGCUGACAACGAGCAUUCUGGAAUCAUCGUUCCUGAUGUCAUUUUGCAUUGCAGGCACGGGGAGUUCGGAAUCUUGAAUAUUAAGCCGCAGCCGAACCCAGUCGUCAUUGAUCGAUACAUCAUCACCAAGAGCCAAGGCCUACGCAUCCGGUCAUUUGACCCCGCGAGCAGUCAGCGAACGCCUCCACUGAAGGCGAUCUAUCGCGCCCAACUUCUCUCUCACCUUCAUAGAUAUUUUUUCUUGCCCUCGAGUCGCACUUUCAGAUCUCGAGUUUCGCCAAGAUGGUUCUAGGGAUAAAUAAUCCGCUCCCAUCAUCCCUCAGCAGUGAAUGCAGAAAGGCUGGCAAAAUUCUUGCCUCCUUUGUUGAUCCCCGACAAGCCUUUGGUCCCGAUAAGAUCAUUCCUCCAGAGAUUUUGGCGGGCGCAAAGGGCCUUGCAAUUCUCAGUGUCUUGAAAGCUGGUUUCCUGGGAUCCGCUCGGUUUGGUUCUGGAGUCGUCGUCGCUCGCCUGGGCGAUGGCACCUGGUCAGCCCCGUCGGCUAUUGCGACAGCGGGUGCGGGAUUCGGCGGUCAGAUUGGGUUUGAGUUAACUGACUUUGUCUUCAUUCUGAACGAUGCUGCUGCAGUGCGGACAUUCUCCCAGGUGGGAACUUUGACUUUGGGUGGUAACGUGUCAAUUGCUGCAGGACCUGUCGGCAGGAAUGCAGAGGCUGCCGGUGCAGCAAACACUCGGGGCGUUGCGGCGAUUUUUUCUUACUCGAAAACCAAGGGGCUUUUCGCGGGUGUCAGCUUGGAGGGAAGCAUGCUAGUGGAACGCAAGGAUGCGAACGAGAAGCUCUACAAUGGCCGAGUCACGGCGCGCCAGCUGCUCAGCGGAAGCGUACGACCACCACCUGCGGCUGAACCCCUUAUGCGCAUCCUAAACUCGCGUGCAUUCCAAGGCGUUGCGAGAGUGUAUUCCACGGAUUCCAUGUAUAAUGAUAUUCCCAUCUACGACAACAACCAUGACGAUGUUGUCUGGGAAGGCCGGCGCGGACAGGCGUAUGGCGAAGGCGUUGGUUCUCGACGGGACCGCAACAGGUUCGAUAGAUACGACGGCCACGACGAUUACGAAUAUCGUGACCGACCACGCGCUAACACAUGGGCUGAUGACGUCUAUGACCGCCCUGCUGGUGGCUUGGAUCGCUCUGGUACGACUCGGGGUGGCCGCAGCGAUUCAUUCAACCGCGGCGGCUACCCAUAUGAGUCGUCUUAUGGUCGUAGUCGAAGCAAUACACUUGAUGAUGACUACGUGUAUUCAGACCGCAAACCCAGCCGCCCCACGGCGCCGAAACCGGUCUUCGGACAACGAACGGGGCUAGCACCCGAGCAGCGGAAGGAUCAGGUAGUGGCUUUGUAUACCUUCGAUGCCGACCAGGACGGCGAUUUAGGAUUCAGGAAAGGAGACAUUAUCACAGUCAUCAAGCGGACGGACAAAAGUGAGGACUGGUGGACGGGACGCAUUGGCGACCGGGUUGGCAUCUUCCCUAGCAAUUAUGUCGAGGCUCUCUAGGCCCAUCGGUUUCUAUGAUGCUCGUUUAUGUGGAAAUGAUACCAAUUAGCAACAGUCGUCUUUUUCAUGCUUACGGUCUUAUCUGGGUCUGGAACUAUAGUCAAUAACCGCAUGUAUCACCCUCUGCCAGCGUUUUAACUUGUCUUUUCUCUUUGUGCUUCCUGAACGUCAACGAGCAUGCCCUGCGAAGGCGUCCGUGUUUGUUUCUUUUUCGAGCUGUUGGGAUUUCUAGUGCAAAUUGGAUCACUCAUCCUCUCUCUGUCUGUCUUCUUGUCUGUUGUGUACUAUUUUUUUCGAAAUAUGCUUUCUGCCCGCUGCUCGUUUCUGAUUGAUCUACAUGCUUGCAGUUGUGCUUAUUAUUUACUUGGCCUCGUACACCGUGUCAUGAAUAAUAGUAGUAGUUGGUAGUUCAUUCGGUUUCCAACGCUGUGUAACCCGGCUUGCAGAUUCGGUCACGUGUGCAUGCUACUCGUUCUCAAAGCGCAGGCUACUUUUGAACUGAGUGAAGC
This is a messenger RNA of Monascus purpureus, 2091 nucleotides long. Lineage: Eukaryota; Fungi; Ascomycota; Eurotiomycetes; Eurotiales; Aspergillaceae. The record is from the annotation of a GenBank genome assembly.